CGCUGGUGCUGCAAGAUAUCUUCAUUUCAGAUCAAUUAAUCACCGGAGGCUUUCUUUCUACUUUCGCAAUGACCCUGACGAGGUUCCUCCUGUGAAAGACACACACAGGAACCAAAAAAGAGGAACAGGAAGAGGAAGAGAGUGGUCCGAGAGGUGAUGGACACGACAGUUGAGAACCACAGUGCCGUCACAGUCGCUAAUGGUGCUUUUCCGGUACGGUGCACUGAGGAAGUCCUUCUCACUCUCUUCACAGACGAGAGUCUGCAAGCCGCCAUGGACUCCCAGCACCCCUCACCCUCCCGCGGCGUCCCGCCGGCUCUCACAGAACUCAGAAUCGUCCUCUUGGGCAGGAAAGGAGCUGGGAAGAGCGCGGCAGGCAACACCAUACUGGGAGGAGCAGGAGGGUUCGAGAGCGGGAAGCCCACGGAGGAGUGUGUGAAGAGGCGUGCCGAUGUGGCGGGGAGGAAAGUCACGGUGGUGGACACGCCUGGCUGGGAGUGGUACUACCCGCUUAACAGCACCCCCAACUGGGUGAGGAGAGAAACUUUACGGAGCAUGUCGCUUUGUCUCCCCGGACCUCACGCUGUGCUGCUGGUCGUCCGGUCCUGUGCAUCUGUGACGGAUGACUACAUAGAGGAGAUAGAGGAGCACCUGGAGCCGCUAGGAAAAGGAGUGUGGGAACACACCAUAGUGCUGUUCACCAGGGGAGACGAGCUGGGCCUGGUGUCAAUAGAGCAGCGAAUCGCGACGAGCGGCCCGGUUCUCCACAGACUCCUCCAGAAGUGCGGCAACAGAUACCACGUCGUGAAUAAUCUGAGCAAGGGAGACGGGACGCAGGUCAAAGAGCUGAUAAGGAAGCUGGAGGAGAUGGUGGACAGGAAGGAGGGCGGAAACAGUCAUUUAGAGAUGGACCACACAGUUCUGCUGGGUCUGGAGGCCGACGGGAAGAGGAGAGCCAGAGAGAGGAGGAAGAAGCAGAGGCAGAUGGAGGCGCAGAUGCAGAGAGGGACCAUCAAAGCUGCUCUCACGAGUGACGGUCUUCAAGGCUCUGAGCUAGAUGCCCACCAGUCCUUCUCCAAGACGCCCCGGCGCCUACCUGAGGUCAGGCUGGUUCUCCUGGGUGAGCGUGAAACUGGAAAGAGCUCUGCUGGGAAUGCCAUCCUUGGAAAGAAGGCCGUCUUCCAAUCGGGUGCAGUAACGGAGGAGUGCGUCCGUCAGCAAGCGGAGGUGUCCAUGAGACUGGUGACUGUGGUGGACACACCGGGCUGGGAGGCAGGUGUGGCUGGGGCCACGCCGGAGAGGGUCAAGAGGGAGAUUGUGUGCAGCGUGGCCUUGUGCCCUCCUGGGCCCCACGCUAUCCUGCUGACUCUGAGGGUGGACACGCUGGUGAGGGCGGGACAUGUGAGGGAACAUCUGGAGCUCCUGGGAGAGGGCGUAUGGAGACACACCAUUUUGCUGUUCACCCAUGGAGAUCAGCUUCGGGAGGGUGUGGACAUUGAGCAGCACAUCCAGGGAGGAGGCAGGGACCUGCAGUCACUGCUGGAGAAGUGCAGGGGCAGGUACCACGUCAUCAGCAGCUUAGACGGAGGAGGCUCCACGAAGGUGACAGAGCUCCUGGAGAAAGUGGAAAAGAUGGCGACGAUGAACAGGUGCGAAGCCUUUUCUAGUCUGGUUCAAGAAAUCAGGGAUUUGAGCCACCAAAGGAAUGAAAAGGCCAACCAGCGCCUGAAGGAGAUGGGAGAUAAGAUGCUGCGUCAGGAGACAGAGCUGAAAAAAAUGAGAGAGCGGGAGAUGAAGAGCUUCAGAUGGUUGUUUGACAGAAAGAAGAACGUGAAAUCCCCAGGGAAGGCCGACAUUCAGAGAGAAGAAGAGGAGGAGGAAGACAGGAGGGUUGGCGAGAGGAAGAAUGAUAUUGGCGAGCUAGAGGAGAGGAUGCGGUGGCUGACAGAGGACAGAGAGAAAGAGAUUCAGGAUUUGAGCGUACAAAAUGAGAGGAUCCGCAUAGCGCUCGACCAAAGCCAACGAGAACGGGACAAGGCGAUGCUGAAGCUGGAUCUAAAGGAGAGGGAGAUCGAGGAGCUGAAAGAAAGAACUGAUGAGCAGCACCUGAAGCUUCUGGACCUCGAACGCACCAGUGCAGAAAAGGACCGCGAGAGAAAGCAGAGAGAGGAUGACAUUAGAGCGCAGGAACAAGAACAGAGGAGACAACUACAGAAACUGAACAAAUCUAUUGAAGGUCUCAAGACAGACAAAGAAGAAUGCAUUAAGAACUUUGAUAGUUUAAAAGCUGAAAUAGACCGGGCUAAAAUAGACUAUGAGGAUUUACUAGAGAGACAAGUGCAAGAGAAAAACAGGGAGAUGACAGAGAUGGAGCAAAAACUCCAAAGAGAAAUGGAAAUAAAACUGCUCGAAAAAGACAAACAGCAGGAAGAACUGUCGAGGAAAACAUCAGAGGAAUGGCAGAUAACGCUCAAUAACAUGAAACAGUAUGAAAAGGAUAUAGAGAGUAAAUGUGAAGAAAUGGCACAGCAUAAGAAAGAGCUGGAGAGAAAAAUGCAGGAGAAAGAAGCAGAGAUCAAAGACCUAAAAGUGCGGCAUCAGGAAGAGAUGAGCCGACAAAUAAGCGAGGCGCAAAAGGCGAUGGAGACGUUGAAAGUGCAGCACCAACAAGAACUUGAUAAGAUGACGAGGUUGAAAGCGAAUGAUUUGGAGAGCAUCAGACAGCAGCACGACGAAGAAAUAAGGAGCAUGCAGCGAGAAAAACAAAGGCAGAUUGAAGGGCUCACAGAGCAGUUCAAAAAAGAAAAUGAGGAGUGUUCACAAGCAAAAAAGAAAGAGAUUGCAGAGCUAGAAGAAAAGUACCUCGGCCAAAUGGAAGAAAAACGUGUAGAAAAUGAAAAAGACAAGGAGAGGAUUAACCUAAGUCACAAAAAAGACUUGGAACAAGAGGCGAGAGAGACAGAAAAGCUUGUAGAGGCCUUAAAGCGGCAGCAUCAAGAAGAGAUGGCCGCAAAAACGGAUGAGAUGGUGCGACUGAUGGAGGCAAAGAGGGCCGAACUCGAGAAGGAGACGGAGAGGAAGGUGAAACAAAAGGAGGAGGAUGUAGAAAGAAUCCAACAGCAGUACACUGAGAAACUACGGGAAACGCAGCAAGAACGACAAAGAGAGACCGAAGAGCUGAGACAGCAGCUUGCAAAAGAAAUAGAGAAGCAGCUGCAGGAAAGACAAAGUCAGAUACGAGAAUUAGAAGAAAGGUUUGCAGCCGAAAUGGAAGAAAUGAAGCUCAAACAUAUGAAAGACAAAGACGUGCUGAAUCAGAAUCACGAAAACGACACAAUGCAGAAACUGCAAGAGAGAGACAGACUUACAGAGGAGAUAAAAUGUCAGCUGAAGGAAGAAAUCAAAGAAAUUGAAAGGGAAAAAGAAAGAAACGAGAAGGAGAUGGAGAAAACCUUAGAGGAAAAGGAGAGAGAGAUUGAGGAGAUGAAACUGAACGUUAAAGAAAUAAAGGAAAAGCUCCAGCAAAGUGAGGAGAAAGAAAAAGACCAUCUGAGUUACAGGACAGCAACUGAGCAGCAGCUGAAAGAAAAUGAGAAAGAAAUGGAGGAGAUGAAACUGAGCGUGACAGAGUUGAAGGAAAAGUUGCAACGACAGGAAGAGAAGGAAGCCCAACACUUGAGCAGCAAAAAAGAAAUGGAGCAACAACUGGAGGAAAGAGAAAGAGAAAGAGAAGACCUAAAAGAGCGCCUAAAAGAGGCUGAGCAACAGCUUCGCAGGGCAGAAGAGGAAAAAGAAAGAGACGACUUAAAUCACAAGAAACAGAUGGAGGACGCCCUGGAGGAAAAGGACAGGGUGAUAGGGAAGUUAGAGCAGCACAUAAAGGAUAUUGACGAAAUCCUGCAAAAGAAAGAAGAGGAGAGAGGGGACAUCAUUCUAAACCAAAAGAAAGAGGCAGAGCAACGACUGCAGGACAAAGAAAGAGAGAUGGACGAGAUGAAACGACAGCUUUUAAACAACAUGGAGAAGAAGCUAAGAGAGAAGGAGGCCGAGGUCGAAAGCGUUAAACAGCAGGCCGACUCCAGGGAGGCAAGAUGGAAGGAAGAGCAGAAGAAGACGGAAGAGAAAGCUACGAAUGAGAUGAACAAGCUCAUAGAGAUCAUCGACAAUAAGACAAAAGAAACGGCGCAAGCCCAGUGCGUCACCGCGCAGAGAGACGACGAGAUCAGAGAGGCAAGAGAGAUGUGUGCAAAGUACUUGAAAGAAAUAGAGGAGCUGAAAGAAAGCAACGAAAGCAAAGCCUCCAGCAUCGCCGAGAUACAGCAAAGCCACGCAGAGCAGGAGAGAAGAAGGGAGGCUGAAACGGAGGAAAAGCUGCGCGAGAAAGAGGAGGAGAUCGACCGCCUGCAGCAGAGAGACCGAGAAAACGAGAAGGAGACCGGCCAGCUGAGGCUGACCAUCGAGCAGACGAAGACGGAGCUGAAGGAGCUCGCGCACAGGAUGGAAAAGGAGAUGACGAGCAUGAUUCAAGAAUACGAAAAGGAGAUCGCAAGGAAAAAUGAGGACAUAGAGUCCAUUUCAAAGGAGAAGGACGGCGCUUUGAGUCGGUUGGAGGAAGAAAGUCAGGAGAGUGUCAGGGUCGUCACUGAUAAAUACAAGGAGAGUCAAAACACAGUGAAGGAGCUGCAGGAGCAAAACGAGAAGAUGAUAAAAGAGAUGGAAAAUCUCAAAAUUAAGUGCGAGGAGAUGAAGAAACACAGCGAGGAAGAAGCUAAGAAACAUCUCCAAGAACGUGAAACUGAACUCCAGACCAUCCUUCAGGAGAAAGAUCUGGAGGUGAGGGCAUUAAAGGAGGCCAAGGAUAUGCUAGAAGAAGAGAUAGAAAGAGCGAAAGAGAGGGAAGGGGAGAGCCAGAAGAACGUGAAUGACCUGAAAGAACAUUACGAGAAGCUGCUGAUUGAGAAACAAAGUGAGCAGAGCACGAGGGAGGAGGAGAUUGAAAAGGAAUUCUCGAAGAGGGAAAAAGAAGCUGAUGAAAGGGAACAAGUCCUGAGCAGAAAAGAAGAAGAGCUGAACAUGAGAGGACAUGACCUUGAUGCAAAACAGGAAGAACUUGCUCACAAGGAGGUAAAGAUAGAAAGUAAAGAAGAAGAGCUCAGAAAACUGGAAGCAAAUCUCAAAAUAAGACAAAAACAGCAAGAGGACAUGGACAGAUAUCAGAAAUUGGUGAAGCUGAAAGAACAGAAGGUGGAGAAAAUGGAGAAGGAGCUUGAAAGUUUGCUGAGGGCUCUGGAGGGCAAGAAGGAAGAACUGAGCUUCCAUGGUCUAGACCUCGAGAAGAAGGUAAAAGGACUGAAAGAUCAGGGCAAAGAGCUGAAGAACAGAGAGUGCCACUUAAAAAAUGAAGAGCAGGAGCUGCUCAGCUGGAAAUCAGAGCUGCAGAUGCAGAACGAGCACGUCAGCUCCACGACGCAGCAGUUAGACGAGAUGGGCCGAGACCUGGCCCUGCUCAAGGAAGAACUUCAGCACAAGGAGAAGCAAUUAAAGGAGUCGCUUAAAAAACUGAACAAAUGGGAGCAGAAUCUUAAAGAACGGGAGGAAGAGUUGUUCAAAAAAGAGCAACAACAUUUAGAGAACGGGGAGCAUGUGACUGAUGAUAAUGUGGAAGAGAAAGACUCUCUCUUUCUGGAGGUUGCGGCCGAGAGCUCAGAGGACGACUUGAACCAAGAGGUCAGUGAGAAGAAGGAAAACGGCAGAAGAAAAGGCACGGUUAUAGGAGAAAGUUCAAAGGUUAGGGAGAAUCAGAGCAUUAAAAAAGCACUGUCAGCUACAGGGAGCAAUAACUGUUGCUUUGAAACACUAAAACAAACAAAAGGAAGAGGAAGAGAAACAAGGAAGACAGAAGCAAGAGAGGAAGUGGACAGUUCAAAGGUGAAAAGUGAUUUCAUGUUGCCAUCUCAGAGUCCUGGAAGAUCAAACACCUCUCCCAGUUUGGAUUUAAAAGUUAUGGUUUUGGGGGAGACCUGGUCUUCUCGCUCCCCAGCUGGAGUCACCAUCUUGGGCGGAGAAGCGCCCAAAGUGGAUGGAUCCAGCUUCAGGCCUUGGAGGGGUCAGAUAGCCGGGAGACGCCUCUCUGUCGCGGAGCCACUCGGCCUGAGGUGGCGAGACGGACCCGACCCGGCAAGCGGCACCGAAAUGAAAGGCAUCCUGGACAGCAUCUCCUGGUGUCAGCCAGGCCCGCACGUCGUCCUCCUGCUCAUACCGACCUUCCUGACCUGCACGCGGAAAUACCGAUCGGCCGUGGAGGAACACAUGAGACUGCUGGGAGAGGAGAUCUGGCAACGCACGCUGGUGCUCUUCACGUGGGGGGAGAUUCUGGGAGAGACUCCAGAGCAGCACAUCCUGAGGAACGGGGAACUGAUGGGGCUCGUAGAGAGAUGCGGGGGCAGGUAUCAUGUGCUGAACAGCAAGAAAAACAGCACCGCAAUCAAAGGACUAUUUGAGAAGAUAGAUGAUAUAGUAGAGAGAAGUGUCAGGUGUUGAAUUAAGAUGUGAAAAUUUAAAUAUGUUUUUGGACCCAUUAUGUGUACAGCUUUUAAUAAACUUAAGUGGUCAUCAACACAAAUCCACAUUUGAUCAUUUAAACUUUUUAAACCUCAAAUCUGCUAAUUUAAUGGCAGGGUCUUAACUAGAUAUAGGGGAAAAAGAAGUAGUUCAUUGUGCAAAAGUAAAUUGGGUCUUUUUAUUUAAAAUUUAAAUCUGAAAGAAACAAUAGUUGUCAAAAGAAUGUAGAGAAAUACACACAUACAUACAUAGAUCAGCAUAUUUAUUACUUUAAAAAUGAUUAAAAUCGGACUGAGGUGUAACAUCAUUUCUCUCACAAACUUUAGCCGACCUGCACUCUCACCAGACUUUCAUGCUUUCUCCACAAGAUGGGGACCUUGUGUCAGCGUAGAGAUUGCUCUCCGGGCACCGAUGUAAUCAGUGUUGAAAGUCACAGACGAUAAGGAGUUGAUGGUGAAAGUAUAGUGAAGCUAGUCAGAAUCUUUUUUUUUUUUACCCCCCAGCCAUGUUUUACAAUUUUCCACGUAAAUGGCUACUUUUGAAAGGAAGAGUACACAAAGCUUGACUAGCAGGCCCGUGCUCCGUCUUGACUGGAGGCAUUUCAGGAGAACCAAACCGUCUCGCAAUUAUAACCCCAGGGAGCCUCCACCAUGCUGAGAGGACUCCUGCUUUGACAAGUAAAUUAUGACUCUUGAUGAGAGGAGUGCAGCUUUCUCAGAAUGCAAUUUUUGACAGCCAGGAAAAUGCGGGUGGAUACAUACAACAACUUCCAUCAUCUGCGGAGCCAGAUGCAACAUCCAAAAACACUUGUGUGCAAUCAUCAGGCUAAUAAUUAUGGAGUGUGAGUGCUGGUCUGUAUCUAACAUGGCAGCAAUGUUUUUUUAAUCUGUCCAUUCAAUGCGGGCUGCCUUUAGAGGCAAGAUGAGAGGGUGUUGUGUAAAGAUGGAUCUCUGCUUCUUUGAUCAUCUCUGCAGGGUGGGAAUGUUUUCAAAGCGUCUGGGGAGAAAUUAAGGAGGGGUGGAAAAAAAAAAAGUUGUCAAAUUGCAGUUGUCAGAUGGCUGCUGAUGCAGACAUCAUUUUCAUUAGCAUAGCGUUUUAAAAAUAUCAGGUAGAGAGCGCAAACUCAGCCAUGAUAUCUAAUAAGAAAUGCUCCCUUUUCAUUUUUAAACCUUUAGAUUCAUCAUUAUGUAUUCAUAAUGUCACAAAACUUGAUUUAUUGAUUAUAAUCUUGGAUUGAUUAAAGAGCAUGAUGGUUUAACAAAAUGUUUCACCGAAAUGUUCAUGUUGGUUACUUAUUG
Messenger RNA from Mugil cephalus (flathead mullet), 7859 nucleotides. Its product is annotated as trichohyalin. The transcript has 3 exons. The coding region runs from base 157 to 6540 and encodes 2127 amino acids. Gene Ontology annotation, molecular function: GTP binding. The record is from RefSeq and is a predicted model, not a curated record. Lineage: Eukaryota; Metazoa; Chordata; Actinopteri; Mugiliformes; Mugilidae.